This is a messenger RNA of Morus notabilis, 953 nucleotides long. RefSeq lists its product as uncharacterized. NCBI's taxonomy places the organism in Eukaryota, Viridiplantae, Streptophyta, Magnoliopsida, Rosales, Moraceae. Gene Ontology annotation, molecular function: protein binding. The transcript has 4 exons. Bases 92 to 808 code for a protein of 238 amino acids. The record is from RefSeq and is a predicted model, not a curated record.
CUCUCUCUCCUCUCCCUCUCUCCCUCUCUCUAGCACUGCAAAACCAUCUCUCUUUCUCCCUCUUCGCGCUGUAAAGCAAAGAGAUUCUUCCAUGGCGAAGAGGAAGCGAGAGAAGGACGAGAACCAAUCAGAAGACAGAGAAGAAGAAGAAGAAGAAGAAGAAAAGAAUGGUCAGAGGGACCCACUGGAGUGGAUGGGUACGGACAUAAUGUCAAUGGUACUGAACAACCUCGACGCACACAGCUUGGCACUUUCUCGCCUUGUCUCCCGACGCUGGCUCGCCAUCGCCUCCAGCGAUCGCCUCUGGGCCUCCAAGUGUGAGGAAUUGUGGCUUCAGAAAGCACACAUACCUCGCUUGUCGCAGGGUCACGGGUUGACGAAGUUGGCGGCCUAUUCCUUAUCGGUCAUGGAUGGAAAGCGAAAACGCAUUACGAAGUAUGAUCUCUGUGACCAUGUUUGGGAGUUUCACUUUAACAAGGCAGCUCCAGAUUAUUGGCGUAAUCUUGAUCCUUACUGGAAAGGUUGUGGCCCUCUUCCGCACCGGUACUUCCAUCCCGACGGGAGCCUAACUGCAGACCCUGGUGAUAAGACAUGGGGUGGCCAUGAAAGCUGUUAUUGCAUAGUUACUAGUUAUGUUGGUGAAGAAAAUAUCAGGGAACACUACGUGAGGAUAAACAGAUGGCCAAGAAUGUUGGUAUACAGAAAGCAGGAUUGGAGCUGGAAGAUGUCCAACAAGCUGUAUUGCUACUCGAGCAUUCCUGAUGCUCAUAAACAAGGGGGAACUGGGCCACUCUUUUCAGCUUUUUAAAUGUGGAUAUCCUCCAAACUGUACAUUUUAUUUUGAAGUGGUUCAGUAUAAAAGGUGCUCUUAUUGGUUGCAGUUUCUUUUCUUUUCUUUUUUUUUUUUUUGUUUGUUUUUUUUGUUUUAUGCUUGUGAAUAUUGUAUGUAAUGG